AUGUUCGAGGACCUCGCUGGAGUGUGGGAGGUCGCGCUGAGCGACGGGGUCCACAGAAUCGUUUUCGUACACGGGUAUGCCACCGGCAAGAGGAUCGUUUACGUCGACGGAAAGGAGGUGCUGAAGCGGGUCUGGAUGUUCGUGCUGGCAGGCAAGGAAACAUUCAAGAUGGGCAAAUUGGACAGCCAAGGCACCAUCAUCAUAAAGGACAAUGGUUUAGCCUGCGAAUACACUCUUGAGAUCAACGGCAAGAGUCUGAAAAACAUACAGAACAGGGAAGAAGUGAUGAACAACUGGUUGCUCGACCUCGAUAUAAAGGAUGCAAGGGUGGUCUUGGGUAUCUUCAAUUGGAACGUAGAGGAGCAUAAGGUCUCCAAUGAUCUCCGUGAUGCCAUCAUGGAGGAGGAAAGUGGAUUCCAGUGA
Molecule: messenger RNA, 423 nt
Organism: Nerophis lumbriciformis (worm pipefish)
Lineage: Eukaryota; Metazoa; Chordata; Actinopteri; Syngnathiformes; Syngnathidae
Source: RefSeq, a predicted model, not a curated record